CUCAGUCACUCCCAUUUUAGGCCUUCACGUUAUCCUUCCACUACCCAAUAACAAAAUACACACAGAAACCAACCCCCACCGACAAAACAAAGAUGCGCCACGCGCCGCCACUCACCAUCCUCGCGCUCUCUCUCUUCCUCCUCGUCUUCUCUCCCUCCGUCAGCGCGCAUAACAUCACGCGCAUACUCGCCAAACACCCUCAGUUCUCAACAUUCAACCACUACCUGACGGCGACGCACCUAGCCUCCGAGAUCAAUCGGCGGUUGACCAUCACAGUCCUUGCUUUGGACAAUUCUGCAAUGUCGCUCCUCCUGGCGAAGCAGUACUCAAUCUACACUCUACGUAACAUUCUCUCUCUCCAUGUUGUGGCCGACUACUUCGGCGCUAGGAAGCUGCAUCAGAUCAGCGGCGGCAGCACCCUGACUUCCACUUUGUUCCAGGCUACCGGCUCCGCUUCCGGAACCUCAGGCUACAUCAAUAUCACUGACCUUAAAGGUGGGAGAGUGGCUUUCGGUGCUGAAGAUAACAAUGGGAAGCUCGAUUCUCUCUUUGUCAAGUCUUUGGUUGAGAUGCCUUACAACAUUUCCGUACUACAGAUCAGUCAGUCCCUGAGUUCGCCUGAAGCCGAGGCGCCGACAGGAGGGCCAAGCGAUGUGAACGCGACAGCCAUCAUGCUGAAACAAGGCUGCAAAACCUUCGCCAAUUUGUUGAUUGACACCGGAGCCGACACGACUUUCCAGGAAAACGUUGACGGAGGACUAACGGUGUUCUGUCCCACCGACGAGGUUCUAGACAGUUUCAUGCCCAGAUACAAGAACUUGACGGGUCCCCAUAAGGUGGCUUUACUCUUGUAUCACGGCGUUCCCGUUUACCAGUCUCUGCAGACACUGAGGUCGAGUAACGGAAUCAUAAACACCCUGGCAACCGACGGCGCCAGCAAGUUUGACUUCACCGUGCAAAACGACGGCGAGGACGUGAUGUUGAAGACCAAGGUUGUGACGGCCAAGAUAUUGGGAACGUUGAAGGAUGAGGAGCCGUUAAUCGUCUUCAAGAUCAACAAGGUUUUGUUACCGAGGGAGUUAUUCAAGACUGCGCCGGAGGAGGAUGAGGCGCCGGCGCCUAAGAAGGCUCCAGGGAAGAAGCAUAAACACGCGGCGGCUUCUUCCGAUGACGAAGCUAAGUCACCGGAAGCCGAUGGACCCACGGACGAAUCCGCUGAUUCGACGGCCGACGAUACGGACGAAAACGGAGUGGCGAGAUUGGAGGGUGGAAGAUUGGUGAUGGCACUUUUGAGUUUGUGCGUAGGGGUGCUGUCGAUGUGUUGAGAAGGUCAGAUGGGUUGGUGACACGUGGCACGCUGUAACAGCCUGUCGUUCCACUUAUUGCCCGCUUUACAACUUUGUAAACAGUAAUUUAAAUAUUUCUGGUGGACAGUUGUCAUUGGAGUC
Messenger RNA from Carica papaya (papaya), 1448 nucleotides. It is a transcript of the gene FLA2, whose product is annotated as FASCICLIN-like arabinogalactan 2. Gene Ontology annotation, biological process: shoot system development; root development. The record is from RefSeq and is a predicted model, not a curated record. NCBI's taxonomy places the organism in Eukaryota, Viridiplantae, Streptophyta, Magnoliopsida, Brassicales, Caricaceae. Gene Ontology annotation, cellular component: plasma membrane.